Messenger RNA from Caenorhabditis elegans, 1167 nucleotides. It is a transcript of the gene srr-9, whose product is annotated as Gustatory receptor. The coding region runs from base 1 to 1167 and encodes 388 amino acids. NCBI's taxonomy places the organism in Eukaryota, Metazoa, Nematoda, Chromadorea, Rhabditida, Rhabditidae. The transcript has 5 exons. The record is from RefSeq and is marked reviewed.
AUGGUAAAAAUGUCAAAUCUCCCAGUUUUCUCUUUUGAUGAUGACAAAUCAUCAGAGUUACUUGGCCCUUUCAGACACUUUUUGAAAGUUUCAUUGCUAGAUUGUUCUGCAAAAACCAAAUGUUGUUCUAUUUUUACAUGUCUUGUUGGAGUUAUUAUUGUCAUUAUAACAUUCAUGAGAAUUUCAGUUUUAAUGCAAACAGCUGGAGCUCCAUUCUCUUUUUCAUGGGGAGAAGCGAGUUUUUUCGGGUAUCCGGCGAUUUUUGGAUUUGUUUGUUCCUUGUGCCUUUUUGGUUGGACUAAAAAUGGAUUGGCUUCAAAAUUCUGCAAACGACUGGUUCGAGUGCGAAUGCUACGACAGGUGGCAAAUCCAAAGUUGGAUAACUUCCGUAUUCUCCAUAUUCUUGCUCUGUGCUUCUCAAUACCUUGGUUUGUAGCAAUAAUGUCUUGGAUAAUCUACAAUUUUAUUAAUGGUAAAAUAUAUUAUGGAGGUAUAGAACAAAAUUUGCUCUCGAGAAUUUUCAUUCUUGUUACGAACUUGUACAUUUGGUACAUAUCGACAAUCUGUCUUGCAAUUUACAUUUUUAUGUCUUCUGCUCUGAACCGCGAAGUUAAUUAUUUUAAUGAAGAGCUGCAAAAAGCAAAAGAAGAGAAAACACUGAAAAACAUUGGCGUUUUGGAAAAAUUCGAUUUCCGACAGAAUGAGAUUCUCGAGAUGACAUUAUUUGCCAACGGAUCACUGUCAAGCCUCGGAGGAUUUGCCCCAUUAUUCUUGCUCUGGGGCCUGGUCAACGGAAUUUAUCUAACCUCAUUCUUCAACACCACACCUGUUCUGUACUGCAUUAUUCUUGGAUUUAACAUGGCUGCCAUUAUUUUCUACAGUGUUUUUGUUUCGAUCCCACCUUGCACUCUACAAGAACAUCUGAAAUCUACCAACCGCAUUUUGAUCAAUCAUGAUGAAUUUGAAUGCACAAAAGAUCCAAUUGUAUAUCAAACUUAUCGGAUAAUGAUUGAUCGCCUACAGAAAAUUGAUACUAACAUUUGUAUUAUUUCUUGGAUUCCAAUUACACAAAGCACGUUUGCUGCGUGUACAUUUAUAAUUCCAAAUUUAGGUUUUUUGUUAAUAAUGGUCAAAAAUACAAUACUUGCCAAUGGUGGUCAGGCUUGA